CUGACAGGUGGUUCGAGACAUACUGGCUGAGUCUCAGUUAACUUCUAAUAUACUAUGUGUGGGUAUUCAUGGUCUUUUCUUUUCCAUCCUGUGUACAUAAUUCUCUUGUUAGCGAUAUAACUACAGAAUACUUUUAGCUAUGGCAAUACGAAAUGAUUUUAGCAAAACCAUCAGAAGGAUAGCAUGUCUUUUUUAUUGGUUCCCAAAAUCACUAAGCAGCUCAAGAAGAAGGAAAUUCAAGCUUCUCUGGAAGUCUGCUGAUUGCAGAUAUACAUGCCACGUUCACUGCCGAGAUCUGGUGCAUCUGGACUGUCAGCAGAAUGGAAAAUUAAUGGAAUGCAUCUCCGUAUAUGACAAGUCAGAUCAAACCAACAACAGUCAGGAUGGUCAGAAAGAGAGAGAAACACACACAUAUCUCAGUAAAGAAGAAGUUAAAGAAAAGAUUCAAAACUACAAUUCAUCUGUUACUGACAAAUUAAAGAUGACUCUGAACUCAAAUGGGACUUAUACUGGCUUCAUCAAAGUUCAUAUGGAACUAUGCAGGCCUAUUACUGUACAGACUGCUGUGAAUCCAGGAGAGCAUGCUCACAAUAACAAUGAGACUGCAUUUUACUUGCCUGCAGGCUACGUGAAUACGCUUCAUAUAAGCAGCGCUAACAGUGUUCGUGAAGUUAUUGAGGCCUUGCUCAAAAAAUUUUUAGUGUCUGACAACCCUGCCAAGUUUGCACUUUAUAAACGCUGUCACAAGGAAGAUCAAGUGUACACAUGCAAGCUCUCAGACAGAGAAAACCCUCUCUAUCUGCGUUUGGUAGCAGGCCCCAGCACAGAAACACUCAGUUUUGUUCUGCGUGAGCAUGAAACUGGAGAGGUUAUGUGGGAAGCCUUCAGCCUUCCUGAACUGCAGAACUUUUUGCGUAUACUGGACAAAGAGGAAAAUGAGCAACUACAGAUCUUAAAGAGGCGUUAUACAGCCUACAAAGACAAACUUGAAGAAGCCCUGGGUGGAGUGUGGAAACCAGGUUAAAGUGGGGCCAAAGAACACUCAGGAAAUAUGCCACAGAGCAUGCCAAACCCAAACGUACAGAACAGCAGCAAAGAAAAUAGUUUUCUUUAUUUAGAAAACUCGUUUGUGAAGCUAGGAUUACCUGUACUUUUCUAUAGAUUUAGAUCCAUAAAUCGGGUCACUUAGUGUCUUACUCCUAUAAGGAAUUCUGCAUCAACUUGCAACCCCCUAAUGUGCCUUAGAGGCUUUCCAGGUUACCUUUGUGUAAUCUCUGACUAUAUUUUCUAGUAUGAUAACAGGAAUUUGUUACCACUUUUUUUAUUUGCUUUAAUAUUAAUGAUAGCUUUCAAAGUAAGGAAGUGCAAAUUGAUUAUUUAAAAAAAUUAAUAAAACGGCUUAGCCAUGUGAACGAGAAUCAGAUUGGAGCACUACAUUUGAGAUUAAAUAGAUUUGCACUACCUUUUGAUUUUCAAAUAUUUACUGUGUACUCUGUGAGGAAACUGUUAUAGGUGGAAGGGACAUAAAACUUUGAGGUUCUGUGAAAUUGUGGAGAAUAUAAAGCAGACUUAGUAGAGAAAGUAAAGAGCAAGUUGAAAAGAAGGAAAGAGGUAAGGAAGUGGCUGGAGUAGCUGAUGGGAGAUUGAAGUAGAGUGGAAAUACAAAUGAUAGAAAAAAUGGAAAUUUAGUUUUGCUAGUGACUAGUUGUAAAAAAAAUCAAGUUUUAGGAAGCUUUAAUUUUGUGAAUAAGUUUUUAGAAUUGUGUAAAGUCUCACUAGAAGAGAAAGGAUAAUUAAUGAAAGUACUGGGAGAGAAGGCAGCAAGGAAGCUAAAUUUUAGUAGAAAUUGAACUCCCUAUAUCGGAGAAGAUAUGUGAAAGCAGGUGUGGUUUGAGCUGUGCAGCAAACUCAGUCUGUUGGAUUUUGAAGUGUGAAUAGUGAGUAUAUCUCAUGUAACUUUUAUAAGGAAAACCCACCUAAUUGGUCACGGAAUGUCUAGGUUAGAAAUAUAGAUGGAGGUACAUUGGUUUAACUAAAAUCAUAUCUUUCAGCUGAGAUCAAAGAGCUCUUUUCUUUAAAAAAAAAAAAAAAAAAAAAA
This is a messenger RNA of Pelodiscus sinensis (Chinese soft-shelled turtle), 2098 nucleotides long. It is a transcript of the gene RASSF3, whose product is annotated as Ras association domain family member 3. Gene Ontology annotation, cellular component: cytoplasm. NCBI's taxonomy places the organism in Eukaryota, Metazoa, Chordata, Testudines, Trionychidae. Gene Ontology annotation, biological process: signal transduction. The record is from RefSeq and is a predicted model, not a curated record.